Molecule: messenger RNA, 366 nt
Organism: Nicotiana tabacum (common tobacco)
Lineage: Eukaryota; Viridiplantae; Streptophyta; Magnoliopsida; Solanales; Solanaceae
Product: nuclear transcription factor Y subunit C-2-like
Biological process (GO): regulation of transcription by RNA polymerase II
Cellular component (GO): nucleus
Molecular function (GO): protein heterodimerization activity; DNA-binding transcription factor activity, RNA polymerase II-specific; RNA polymerase II cis-regulatory region sequence-specific DNA binding
Source: RefSeq, a predicted model, not a curated record
AUGAGGCAAGCUGGGGCAUAUUCAGGAAUUCUUUCAGGAAGGAUAUCAAAGACAGGUCCACACUCAUUACCAUUAGCAAGAAUCAAGAAAAUAAUGAAGAAAUCAAGUGAUGAUGUGAAGAUGAUAUCUGGUGAAGCUCCCAUUAUUUUUUCUAAGGCAUGUGAAUUAUUCAUUGAAGAACUUACAAAAAGGGCAUGGAUUAUGACCAUGCAAGGAAAAAGAAGAACUCUAAAUAAAGAAGAUGUUGCAUCUGCUGUUAUAGCAACUGAUAUCUUUGAUUUUCUUGUUAAUUUGGUUACUGAGUCUAAUGUUGCUGAUAAUAAGUGUGAGGUCAAUGAGGAUUCUCAAGUUAUUGUGGAGAUAUAG